AUGAAGACCAUCGCUGCCUUUGCCGCCCUCGCCCUUGCCCCCGUCGCCGUGGAAGGCCACGGUCGCUUGGUGACCCCUCCCCACCGCGGCUACAUUGGGAAGCUUCCCAAGUAUGCCCCAUUUGUCCCCCCCAACUGGAGCGACAACAGCCUCAAUGCUGGUGGGGUGGGCGCCACCAAGGACGGCCAAUAUGGCAUUUGCGGGGACCCGUUCACCCAAGCUUCACCCCGCGCCCACGAAACCGGCGGCACUUACGGUCGGUUUCCCCAGUACGGCGCGAACGUGACGGGGGCGUGCUACGCGCCCGGGGCCGCCAUGAAUCUCAAGGUCCAGCUCACUGCCAACCACAAGGGCUUCUUUGAGAUCGGCCUUUGCAAGCUCAAUGACCCCAAAGAUGUCGAAACCGAAGCAUGCUUUCAACCGUUGGUGCAGCCGAGCGGAGCCGCCAAGUACAAUGUCACCCCCGGCGACUUCUUCGACUUGACGUACGUCCUACCUCCCGGCGUGACCUGCGAAGGCGAGUCGCAUUGUGUGCUGCGCUGGCACUACACCGGCUGGAACAACUGGGGCGCUAGCACGUGGGGCCAAGAACAUUUCUGGAACUGCGCCGACAUCUUUAUCAGCAGCAAGUGCCCAGCCGCGUAA
Messenger RNA from Aphanomyces astaci, 645 nucleotides. RefSeq lists its product as hypothetical. The coding region runs from base 1 to 645 and encodes 214 amino acids. Lineage: Eukaryota; Oomycota; Saprolegniomycetes; Saprolegniales; Verrucalvaceae. The record is from RefSeq and is a predicted model, not a curated record. The transcript has a single exon.